AUGUCAUCUUUUAACUCUGGUCACUCCUUUCUCUCUUUCUCUCCAAGCGAGAGAAAGUCAUACCCGCCCCCAAAAUGCUUCGCUAGGGCCUCAUCCAAACACUCCAAACCCGCGGUGGCUCUGCCACCUGCCCUAGCCACCGGGCCAGUCCCGGCCACGAAGAACAGCCCAAAGGCUAACUCUUCAACCAACCCUCUACCUCCAGGCCAGUCUCGAAAAUGGGAGGAUUGGGAGCUCCCCUGCUACGUCACCAGCUUCCUCACCAUCGUCAUCCUCGGCGUUAGACACAAUGCGAAGUCCGAUCUCACCAUCGAGACCUGGGCCCACCAGAAGGCCCUUGAGCGUCUGGAGAUCGAGCAUGCCUGCCUUUCAGCUGAGUCAGAAUGA
Molecule: messenger RNA, 387 nt
Organism: Rosa chinensis
Lineage: Eukaryota; Viridiplantae; Streptophyta; Magnoliopsida; Rosales; Rosaceae
Exons: 1
Coding region: 1-387 (128 amino acids)
Source: RefSeq, a predicted model, not a curated record